Messenger RNA from Drosophila obscura, 3149 nucleotides. RefSeq lists its product as uncharacterized. The transcript has 6 exons. Gene Ontology annotation, cellular component: membrane. The record is from RefSeq and is a predicted model, not a curated record. Gene Ontology annotation, molecular function: potassium ion leak channel activity. Gene Ontology annotation, biological process: stabilization of membrane potential; potassium ion transmembrane transport. NCBI's taxonomy places the organism in Eukaryota, Metazoa, Arthropoda, Insecta, Diptera, Drosophilidae. Bases 232 to 2451 code for a protein of 739 amino acids.
GAGUCGUACGGUUCAGUACGGAUCGGUGUGUCGGUUCUUUCUGCGCGGAUUCGUCGUCGAGGCAGUGUUUUGUUUUGUUCUUAUUGGAAGCAGAGGGUGGUGGUGGUAACACAGCAUGGAAUGGAAAAUUGAAAACUAAACAGAAUUUCCCAUCGCGAUUGAGAUUGCAAUUACCCCGUGCGUAGCCAAGCGAUAAAUUAGGCCAAGAGGAGGGUUCCAAGCGGUGCAGCCAUGUCGGGCAGACGAGCCCAAUCACUGCCGCCGCACAUGUUGGAGCCGGCAAAACCCGAACGCGGACGCUGUGUGACGGCCAUCUGUUUGUCAUGGAAGAUCAUCACCUGCAUUGUGUCGCAUGUGCUGCUCGUCCUUCUGGUGGUCUCCUACUGUGUGGGUGGGGCGUAUCUCUUUCAGCAUUUGGAGCGACCACACGAAUUGGAGGUCAAGCGCGACAUUCAGAAUCUUCGCUUCAAUCUCACGGAGAACAUUUGGCUUCUGUCGGACGAUGCUUUGGUCCUGAGGGAAAGCGACUGGAUGGCGAAUGUGAGCAAACAUUUGGCCAAUUUCGAGAAGCAAAUUCUCACGGCCAUCAAGGCGGAUGGCUGGGAUGGGGAUGAGGAUCUGCGCAAGUCGCAAUGGACCUUUGCCGGCUCCCUCUUCUACUCGAUCAUUGUGAUCACAACGAUAGGCUAUGGCCACAUAUCACCGCGCACCGACUGGGGCAAGGUGACAACGAUUUUCUAUGCCAUCGUUGGCAUCCCCCUGAUGCUCAUCUGCCUGUCAAACAUUGGGGAUGUGAUGGCCACGUCAUUCCGUUUCCUCUACUGGCGCAUCUGCUGCUAUGUGUGCACGCGUACAGCCAAGCGGCCGCGGAAUGCCCGCUCCAGGCAGCGUUCGGUAAGGGGACAGCGGCAAGCCCGCUCCCAGCCGCCGCCCUCGUUCCGGCGAUCCAUGAAGAUGACACAGCGUUCGGGCAAUGACUCCGGGUUUGGUCCCUCCAUGGGACAUGCCCAAUCCGAUCCAGAACUGCGAACCGUGGGGCGAGGUGGCGGCUACGAUGAUCGCGAGUUUGGCCACCGGAGCAGUGGAGGACGCAAUCGGUACCAGCAGCAGCAUCAGCACCAGCACCAGCAGAAUGCGGCACAGCCCCGCCAGCAGCGGCACACCAUCUACGGGGAUGAGUACGAGAUGCAGACGCAGACCCUGAAUCGUGGCAAUCGCUACAGCAGCCGCCAGAGGCAGAGGGAUCGGAUGCGGGAUCGCCACACGGUGGAGCGGGAACGCUAUCGGCACGAUUUUGAUGCGGGAUCCAUGGAGGAUUUCAGUGAUCUGCAGCCGCCAGCAAAGAGAGCCGCCAGCGUCCGUUCUGUCCGCUCGCCACAUCAUCAGGAGUCCAAGGCAUCGCGCGAGCUGCAUCGCCUGCACUCCGCUCCAGGACGCGGGGCGCGGGCCAAGUCCGUGGAUCCGCGGCAUGUCUCCUCGCAGCACUACGAAGACGUUGAUGAGGAUGUGGUGCGCAAGACUCCGAUUAUACCCAAUCGAUAUGCUUUGGAUGACUUCGGAGGCGGAGGAGGCCACCAGCGGGCGAGGCAUGCGACUCCACGGAGUCAAUCAAUGCCCCGAUCUGCCCACCAGCGGCAGCGACAGAGGGAUCGCGAAAGGGAACGCUCUCCACAGCCUCCGCGGAACGCAGGACGACGCGCUGGCAGCCUGGGACGCCAAUCCUCACGCUACGGCAAUCAUUUGGAGCUGCCCGACUACGAUGCUCCGCCACCGGGCUCUUCCAGGGAGCAUCGCAGGGAGCGGCGUGGCCGCUCACCGCGCAACUACGAGGAUUAUGUGGAGGAGAGCUUCGAUGAGGGGUCCCUUUUGGAUGGCGGCCACUACGAGGACUAUCCGCCCGUUCAGAGCAAGUCGAGGAGUCGCGAACCCCGACGCAAUCAUCGUCGCAGAGAGCGUGCCGAGCGUCUGCCCCCCUCGCCACGUAUCAUGUCACCCAUGGGUUUCCCUGUCCAGCGGCAGAUCCGCCGUCGUCCCAGCUACGAAUACGAUGAGGAUGACUCCAUGUAUGGGGAGGAUUACGGUGACUAUGGUGAUCUCCUGCCCAAGGAUCGUCCCGUGCCCAUCUGGCUGUGCGUUUUCCUGGUCGUCAGCUACAUCCUGGGAGGCGCCGCUCUGUUUGCCCACUGGGAGAACUGGUCCUUCCUGGACUCCGCAUACUUCUGCUUCAUCACGCUGACAACAAUUGGAUUUGGUGACUUUGUGCCUGCCAAGGGCGUCAAGGAUGAGUCGGAGCAGUCCAUUGCCUAUUGCUCGUUGUAUCUGCUCUUUGGCAUCGCCCUCUUGGCCAUGAGCUUUAAUUUGGUCCAGGAGGAGUUCAUAGCGAAUGUCAAGGAGGUGGCACGUCGUCUGGGCAUACUCAAAGAUGAUGAUGAGGAUCGCGAUGAGGAUUAGUUGGGUUUACUCUGACAAGCUAAGUAUUUUUAGCACUACGGAAUGUGCCUAGGAAUCCUUAACUGCAGUCGAAUUCUUUCUAUUCACUUUUAAAGCAAGAAAUGAUUCGAAUGUCUCGAAACAUUUGAAGACUUCGUUUCCAAAAUGUUUCCUUUGUCUGUAGAUUCAUGCAGUACUAUAAUUUACACACUUUUCAUAGCAAUGUGUACACUCUUCUUAGGAUAUAUCUCCUAUAUCUUUGAUUAGAGCUUAAAUUAAAUAUCAUGAAGUUUCCUCAGUGCCAGAGCAAUACUCAAAGCAAAUACUCAAUUCAGUUCAAUUAAAACCCCAAAGAUCGUAAACAAUAAGUUUCUUUAAAUUUACACACGUUUUGCUACAAAUAUUGAAAUUAAAGUAAAUACCUCAAGGGGUUUGAUACAUUUUACAUAUGAUUAAGCUUAAACUUACAAGCAAAACACACUUCAUUCUGGAAAUUUGCAUUGAAACCUAAACAAAUAAGCUUCCUUCAACCUCAAAUUGAACUCUCAAGGUCGCAAACAAGACGUUUCCAUCAUCAGUUUGCACAAAUUUUUUUUUAGCGAAUAUUUGAGUGUAAAGUGGUAUACCCAAGGUCCAUAGCAAGGGGUUUGCUUAUCAUUAAGUUUAUUUAAUUAUAUAAUUGUGCAAUAUACAGGAAUAAAACGAGACCCUCCAGUGGA